This is a messenger RNA of Linum tenue, 3216 nucleotides long. NCBI's taxonomy places the organism in Eukaryota, Viridiplantae, Streptophyta, Magnoliopsida, Malpighiales, Linaceae. The record is from the annotation of a GenBank genome assembly.
UCUAGAUGAUGCAAUGAAAGUUCAACGAAGAAAUACCUACUCGGCGGAGACUUCCCGCAACCACCUCAUUCCCGCGCCAAUUACCAGUCCUCAAUUCUUUAGUUUAAUGGCGGCAGUUUUCCAAAGUCAACUAACCAAAGUCUUCUUCCCGCCGUAUUUGAAGGCAGAGAAUGUUGCGAUUAUGCAGACAGAUACAACAUUUUCAGCUGAAUUGGAAUCUCAAAACCAUGUCAAGCAAAUCACUAGCCGGCGAAGAAGCUGCAACUCGGCGGCGGCGGCCCGCUGCCAUCGAAGCCGAUGAGAAGGUGUACGUAGCUGUCGGUAAGGUCGUGAAGGAGAGCAAGUCGGUGCUGACAUGGACGCUGCAGAACAAUUCUGCCGGAAAGAAGAUCUGCAUCAUUCUUGUUCACCAACCAUCCAACAAGCUCCCUCUCUUUGGUGGGAUUCAAGAGGCGGAAACCCGGAAGCGCCAUGAGAAGGAAAGGAGUGCUGCUCAUAAGAUUCUGGAUGACUACAUCUCAAUAUGUCAGAAAAUGGGGUUUCGAGCCGAGAAAUUGAUGGUCGAGAACGAUUCGAUAGCGAAGGGGAUUCUGGAGAUCAUUUCUAGCUAUGGUGUUAGAAACCUUGUUAUGGGAGCAGCAUCUGAUAGUAGAUAUUCAAGGAACAUGAUGGAGGUCAAGUCGAGGAAGGCGAUAUCAGUGCGCGGCCAAAUUAUUUCCAUUUUAAAAUUAGGUUUUCCAAUCCUGAGUGCAGUCGAAUCCUUCUGUUCCGUUUGCCGAUCUCUGUGUGCUGGUUGCGAGUUCAUCGUCGUUCAACUGCUGUCUCUGGGUUUCGUCCAUCCGUUCGACCAAGAACAAACAGGGGAGAAGCAUAGGAAAAGAAGAGGUAUCGGCAAUUGCAUAUUCUCCCACAAGAUGAGCAAUGUCGAUGAAGGUGUCUCCUCCGAACUCAAUGAUGAAAACCAACAAAGAAAAGAAAAGAUUUAUCUCCCCAUAUGCGAGCAUGAACAUUGGUACUUGGCCAUUGUUAACAUGGAAAUCAAGGAGGUAUAUCUGCUUGAUAGUUAUGCUCUAAAGGACGAUUCUCCCCGUAAAGAAAAGAUAAGGCAGAUACCCAACUUCAAUUUCCCGCAAGAACAGCCGACCACGCUUUUCAGAUCCCGGUCGGCCGUUCACCGGCGGAGCGGAUUGCUACAGCUGGCCACUGAUUCGCUCUCGGAAGUGAACGGUGGCUGCUACGGUGGUGGUGGAGGCGGCAGAGUAUCGUGUUCCACUACAACGAUCACGGACGAAAACGACGGGAAUCCAUCGACUCCGCGAGACACGUCGGCCGAAUUCAACGGGAGCGAGUCGAGGAGCCCUCGGAGCUCCGUCCUGUCGCUGUCUUCCUCCGGCGGGAUCGCCGUCGGCAGCGUGGGUGCUAAUAGUAAUUUCUCCAGGUUCCUAGCGCCGGUGGGAAUGGAGUUGAUGAACUCGGAUUCCGUUUCCAAACACGAUGAACCGAAUGGUGGUGGUGACCAUCUGAAGCGAGCCGUGGGAGAUCCGUCGACGUUGUCAUCAGGGAAUUCGAGGCGGGAAUCGCUGGACGACGCAGCCAAAGCACUGGAGAACCUGCUUUCGGAGGAGUUGAAGCGGAGGAAGGAAACGGAGGCUAUCCUCGCAAAAGAGAAGGAGGAACUUCGGGUUGCCUUGGAGCAGAAGAACAGGCUGGACAGACAAAUGGCGGAUUACUAUCAAAUGGUGAAAGAGCUGGAGCAGAAGAUCAUCUCCGCCGUGGAACUCAUGAAGCAUUACAAGCAAGAACGAGACGAACUGCAGAUCGAGCAUGACAACCUGACAAAGGAGGCAGAGGAGCUGAAGAGAGCCAGAGCAGAGCAGGCUUCCACUUCGGCAGCAGAACCACCACCCACGACCCAAUUGUCGCCUCUGUUCACCGAAUCGGAAAUCGAGGAAGCCACCGACAAUUUUUCCGAAUCGGUCAAGAUCGGAGAAGGCGGAUUCGGCAAGAUUUACAAAGCCGAGCUCCGAUACACCCAGGUCGCCAUCAAGUUGCUCGACCCAAACGGCCUGCAGGGCCCCGCCGAGUUUCACAAGGAGGUGGAUAUCCUGAGCAAAAUGAGACACCCAAAUCUGGUGACUCUGAUCGGAGCCUGCCCUGAAUCGUACGCUCUGAUUUACGAGUACUUACCCAACGGAAGCCUGGAAGACCGGUUGAACCGCAAGGGCGAUUCGACGGCGCUGCCGUGGCGAAUCCGGCUCCGAAUCGCCGCCGAGAUCUGCUCCGUCCUGAUCUUCCUCCACUCCUGCAAACCGCAGAGCAUAGUCCACGGCGACGUCAAGCCGUCCAACAUCCUCCUGGACGCCAAUUUCGUCAGCAAGCUGAGCGACUUCGGAAUCGCCCGCUGGCUACACAAUAAAGAAGGGUCGAGCGCGAACCGAACCGUUUUCUGGCGGACCGACCCGAAGGGGACUCUGGCGUACAUAGAUCCGGAGUUCUUCGGCACCGGGAAGCUGACGGCGAAGUCCGAUGUUUACUCGUUUGGGGUAAUUCUGCUGCGGCUGCUGACGGGGAGGCCUGCCGUCGGUUUGCCGACAGAGGUGCAGUGCGCGUUGAGCGACGGGCACCUGGAGGAGAUUUUGGAUCCGUCGGCCGGGGAAUGGCCGCUGCGGCGAGCGGAAGAGCUGGCGAAGAUGGCGCUGAGGUGUUGCGAGCUGAACCGGCAGAGCCGGCCGGAUCUUGCGGCGGAGGUGUGGGGAGUGCUGAAGCUCUUUUUUUUUUUGGACGACAGAGAACGGUGAAGUUGCUCCAGAGUUAAAUGCAAUGAAUGAGGUAAUGGCCGUCGAGGAUCCGCCGCCGUGGGAGUGAGACUACGGGUAAUUAGCAUAAAUGGUCACAAACCUUUACACUUAGUACAAAACAGUCAUAAACCUUUAAUUUGUAACCAUUUAGUAACAAAACUUUUUUACUUAGAACAAAACGGUCACAAAUUAAACAGUGUGACCAUUUCAUACCAGUUCAAACUUUUGUUACCGUGUCGUUGCAAAUUAGACUUUUGGUGACCGUUUUGUACAAAUUAAGUUCAAAAGUUUGAACGCUCAAUCACCGUUACAAUUCACUCUAGUUGUAUGGUGGUUUUGUUAAUGUAAGUGAAUGAUAUUAUGUUGUUUAGGAUGACAAUGAGAGAACUCAAUGGCUCACAAACGGGUUCCAGACGGC